AUGGCGUACAAGAGAAUCGGCGUAGUUGGAUCGACUGGACGGUUGGGUCGUGAAGUUACCAGGGCUCUGGUCGAUGAGGGCUUCGAUGUGGUCCCAUUCUCGAGGCAAGACACUACGGUGGCUGGUAUUCGAACGCAAACCAUAACGUCUUUCGUCGGAUUCGAUGUGAUCAUUUCCACAGUCGGGCACGCAGCCAUCCCAGACCAGAUCCAUCUGAUCGACCAGGCAAAACGAGAAGGCGUGAAGUGCUUCGUUCCUGCAGAAUUCGGCAUGGACCAUCGCUUUUCGAAUGAGAAGCUAUCGGAUCCGAAGCGCAGGGUUGCGGAAGCCCUUCAGCGUGCGGAGUUCCCUGACGGCUGGACGUCAAUUGCAGCCGGUUUCUUCGACGCAGUCUUACCUGCUCUCGUCUCCAUCGACAAGACGAACGCCACCAUUACCCUCCGUGGGACCGGCAAGAAGCAGUAUCCUUUCGUAAGGCGAUAUGAUCUCGGACGAGCGUUGGCCGAGACAUUUCGAGAACCACAGAAGUACAAGGACCAGUGGCUUCUCGUUGCCGGCGAUUGGAAAUCUCUCCACGAGAUUGCUUCGUUGGUGCAAGCGAGAUCGUCGACGCCAUUAGAGGUUCACCGUUUGCCGACAGAGCCUAGAACGAUGUUCUUGCAUAUUUUCGAAACGGAGGGUGGGAAUGUCUUUGAGCGGGAGAAUCAGAGUAGUUUCCCGUUCGAGUUGGCAAAGGUGGAGGAUUUUGUUGGAGAGAGCUUGGAGAUCCCUUAG
This is a messenger RNA of Zasmidium cellare ATCC 36951, 774 nucleotides long. RefSeq lists its product as uncharacterized. Bases 1 to 774 code for a protein of 257 amino acids. The transcript has 5 exons. The record is from RefSeq and is a predicted model, not a curated record. NCBI's taxonomy places the organism in Eukaryota, Fungi, Ascomycota, Dothideomycetes, Mycosphaerellales, Mycosphaerellaceae.